This is a messenger RNA of Nasonia vitripennis (jewel wasp), 1688 nucleotides long. Its product is annotated as putative beta-carotene-binding protein. The coding region runs from base 672 to 1418 and encodes 248 amino acids. The record is from RefSeq and is a predicted model, not a curated record. The transcript has 6 exons. Lineage: Eukaryota; Metazoa; Arthropoda; Insecta; Hymenoptera; Pteromalidae.
GACAGAGUUGAUGGUAUGUUUUCGGUGAGUCAGGACAGUCGGUUUAAAAACUCGUUAAGAAUCUCAUUGCAGUGUUCGAAGCUGUACGAUUACGCGACUUCCACCGAAAAAGAAGAGCCAUAAUUUCGCUAGAAUUCCUAGCGUAAUAUCCACGAACCACAGAGAGUCAUCCUUGCGAAACACACGGUCUAAUCAGCUCGACGAAAAUCACCCCUUCCCUUCUCCUCCCACGCACAAACCCCCCCAUGACAAGCAUCUAACGUAGCCUCUCUCUAUUCGACUCGCUCAAAACGCCCACGACCCAGUGUGGAGUGGAGAACAGUAUACAGUAGUACACGUCCAGCGUCGGACCCAUCGUGUCAUCGCAACUCGUGUUCUCUCGAAGGGGGGAAAAGUACGUUUUCCCAUGUAUAAAACGCACCGAGAGCCCGAGCAGCUAUAGUACACAGGCUCGAAUGUAUGUGGCAAUAACGAGUCGGCGAACGGGCGAACUCACGGCGUUGGACCAAUGGCCAGCAAGUGGCACGAGGCAAUCAACUGGCCGAAUGCAAUAGUGCAAGGAAUCCGGGCUUCCACUUUUGCCAAUUCCACCGCAUCUCGUACCAAAGGCUCCUCGGCUUUUCGUUGCCUGUAGGCUCUCAGACACGAGUGUCCGACCGCCGCAAGUGGACAUGUUCGCACUUCUCGCACGCGUGUGCCUGGCGGCAACAAUCACGGGAUCGGCGCUCGGCGCGUUACCGCCUUACAUAAAGGUGUGCAAAAGGUCCGACCCGAACAUCAACGCCUGCAUCACUAACUCGAUCGAGGACCUGAGGGAGAAGCUCGCCACGGGUAUACCCGAGCUCGAGGCACCUGCGAUCGAGCCUCUCAACCUCGAUCAGAUAAGGCUGCUCCGGGGACCAACCGGCGCGAGACUCGACAUCAACGUCACGGGUCUCCAGGUCUUCGGUCCGUCUUCCUUCAAAAUACGAGACCUGAAAGCCGACACCAACGACGUCAAGUUCACAUUCCGAGUUUCGUUCGGCAAGCUGCAGUUCAAGGGAAAGUACUCGAUCGACGCAAGGCUGCUGCUUUUAAGGCUCGCGGGAAGCGGAGAUCUGACCGGAAACUUCACCGGCUACGAGUCCGAUGUGGUGCUGAGAGCUAGGAAGGUCCACAGGGACAACGACGUGUACCUGAACUUCGAGAAGAUGAAGCUGGCCAUAACGAUAGGCUCGGCGAAGGUACACCUGAGUAACCUGUUCGGAGGAGACCCUAUUCUAGGACCCGCCAGCAACGACAUACUCAACGCCAACAGCGCAGUUUUCCUCGACGAACUACGGCCUGUUCUGGAGACGGCCCUUGCCGAUCUCUUCACGAACGUGGCCAACAAAAUCACCGGAUCCUUCACCUACGACGAGCUAUUUCCAAAGGAUUAACGUUUACGAUUAUUAAGUUAUUACAUAGAUGCAUAUCAUAUAGAUUCUAUAUCCACACGAACGUAUUAUACAUAUACUAUCCCUAUACACAGUCAUAUCGUGAAUCAAGGUUCAAAGUGCUUCAAAUCAAAAUAAAUCGUGUGUAUCGACAGUAAAUCAAAAUUUAUUCAAAUACGUGUGUAGCUUUAGAAUCAUUAAUUUUCGUAAUUUUUGUUAUACCCGAAACGUUUUUUUGUAAAAUGAAAUAAACGAAAUAAUUUCAACGACCAC